AUGCCGCCGAAAAAGAGCCCAGCAGAUGGGGAGCCGGACUGGCUGAAGGCCGUAUUGAGGAGGUUUGAUGAUUUUUUUGAGCGUUUCGACAAAAUCAUUAGUGUUGUUAUGAAAGUUCAAGAAUCUCAUUCUACCAUUCUUGAUAAGCAGAAGGCUAUGGAGCAAUUACUAUCAAUUGAUGCCCUUCCUUGCUCUCAUCCAAGCUCUGCUCUGUAUAGCACGUUAUCCAAAUUCAAAUCGGACACUAAAAUUGUUGAUGACAUUGCCUGUAAGAUAACAUGGGUAGGCAUUGAGGAGAAAGCGACGGAGGAAGCUACGCGCGCUUAUGAUAGGGAGGCCAUAAAGGAAGUGGUUGAAACUUCAGGAGACAAAUGCCUCCUAGAAGAGUUCAACCAUGGUCGAAUAGAGUUUUGCAGACACCCGAGAACAAGGGUUCCAGGGCGCCUGCAAAGCUCCCGUCCGCGCAUUAUCAAAGAACCAGGAACUCAGGGACCGCUUGCUACAGCAUAUGAGAAGUGGGCGUCAGUCUCUUACCAAAGACUUUCGUCCAUUCAUAUGCUCCGCCCUGACUAUACCAGGGAAGAGAUUGAGUAUGAUCGCGCGCUACGUAGGAAAGCAGGGAUCAUGAACAGCCAAGAGGGAAAGCUUACAUAUAUAGUCCGCGAUCUUGCGAUACACAAACUCCGAUCCCGCGCGAGUUACCUGCAAGCACCCCUAGCAAGCGCCAAUCUCCAAACGCUCUCUCUUUAUCUCCGAUUUCGAUCUCGCACGUUCAUUGUGCUGCAGAAGUUGCACACUAGGGAACAGGAGAAGAUAAUGCGCGCUAAUCAUCAAGUCCACACAUCAGGAAUGAUAGCUGCUCAUUUAUUCAAUGCUCGCUCGCUGUUAAACGAAAUAGCCGACUUGAAUUUCCUUUUGCAUGAAAAGCCUCAUGGAUUAUUCAUAACAGAAAGUUGGUGUAAGCCUUGGUCUAUUCAAGACGCCGCGCUCAGCCAUGGAUCCGACUACAGUAUAGAUUCUAAAAACCAAAAAAUGCUCAUUUUUCUUACCUACAGAGGCCCAUCAUGUAGUACCGCCUCACUUACUGAUUUCAUCGCUUAUAUUGAGUGCUUUCUCAGCGAGUGGAGGAAUCAUGUAGUAAUCUUUGGGAGAUUUCAACUUCCCUACGAUUGA
This is a messenger RNA of Cooperia oncophora, 1173 nucleotides long. The record is from the annotation of a GenBank genome assembly. Lineage: Eukaryota; Metazoa; Nematoda; Chromadorea; Rhabditida; Trichostrongylidae.